GGCUGGGAAGACAGCAGAGCUGAGAGAGAGAGCAUUUUUUCUCUCUCUAAAGCAAAAUUACGUAAUUGUUAUGAGAUUCCGCCUGUGUGGUAUAAUCGGGGUCAGCUGAGGAUGGUCGGGGAGGGUCCACUUGCUGUUGGACAGGAGGCGGCCCAAGCAGCGAACACACACACAGCCCCGCUGGUUCAAGUGAGGAGAGGCGACGUCCUUGGCUGAACUUUGCGCGCGACGUUACAAAUAGAGUCUGCAGCGUCCAAGUGGAGCACAGCGCGCGGGCGACGAGACAGCGCGAUAACACCAAGUAACGCCGGCUCGAUCUCAUAACUACAGCGCUCAGUGGGGCAGGGAGAGGAAGGUGGGAGACGACAGAGUGGGACCGUAGCGGGACGGAGCAAACACAACACACACAGCUUCUUCCGGAGUCGGGAAGGAAGAGAGAAUAUUGUUGGAGGACGGAGAAGGAAAAUUGUUUACAGACAUUCUUCUCGCACAGAUCUGAGGUGGCACUGUUGCUGCGAUCUCCGACCUACGUCGCAUCGGCCUUUUUGAAGAAGAAUUUGUUAACGAUAAAAAAAUAAUUAAUGAGCGCUCCUGUCAUGUUUGACGAGUCUCAGCAUUUGAGGAUGUCGCAGGAGGGAGGCGAUGUGCGGACCAUGCACUCCCCGGGCGGGCUCUCUCCUCUGAGCGGAGGAGAGGAGGGCGGAGGAGGAGGUGGCAGCCCGCUGUCCUUCACCGAUGAGGCGGUGUCCCUCCUCACCUCCAGCAGCCUGCUGGCCCACUCCCUACUCGGCCGCGCCCCCGCGGCGAAGCGCAAGGCCAGCCCCUCGUCCAACGCGGCGCUGCGCCGCAAGCGCGAGUUCAUCCCCGUGGACCAGAAGGACGACGGCUACUGGGACAAGCGGCGCAAGAACAACGAGGCCGCCAAGCGCUCGCGGGAGAAGCGCCGCGUCAACGACAUGGUGCUGGAGAACCGCGUGCUGGCGCUGCUGGAGGAGAACGCUCGGCUGCGCGCCGAGCUGCUGGCGCUCAAGUUCCGCUUCGGCCUGGUCAAAGACCCGUCCAGCAGCCCCAUGCUGCCCCUCGCCAACCCCGCCCCGCAGAGACCCAGCCCCUACUACCUACCCAGGGCGGACCACCAGAGGGACCUCCCGGGGGCCGUGGCGGUGGUGUCGCACCCCCACCACAGCCAGAGCCUGCGGCCGAUCCGGGACCCCGGGCAGGGCCACCUGUCGGAGGACUCGGGGUUCUCCGGGGGCUCCAGCGUGGGGAGCCCCGUGUACUUCGAGGACCGGCUGAGCGACGGCGAUAAGCUGUCCCCGCGAGGCGCGGCGGAAGACCUGGGCUACGAGCCGCACCACUCCCCCCCCGCCCCCUCCGCCGCCGAGGGCCACAGGACCCUCACCCCGACCGCGCCCCCCGCCUUCUGCCCCGCGGACGGCAUGAAGACCCUCCCCCACAAGCUGCGCUUCAAGGUCCCGGGCUGUGGGGACGGCGGCGGCGAGGGGGGGGCGCUCGCCUCUGCCGCGUGUCUGGCCAAGGGUCCCGGGGUGAGGGGCUUGUGGGUGCACCCGCCGGAGACGACGGAGGACGGAGCCGGGCGGGGGGGGAGGCAGACCCCGCCGGGCGGACCCUCCCUGGGGGGGGACUACCAGAACGAGAACAGCGUGCUGCGGUCCCAGCUCAGCUCCCUGAGCGAGGAGGUGGCCCAGCUCAAGAAGCUCUUCACGCAGCAGCUCAUGGCCAAGCUCCACUGAGGAUCUGAACUCAAAGGCAGCCGAGACCAGAGAACUCAUCACGGUGUACUGGAGAUAAUUUGUCUAGACUGAAAUGGACCACAUCAUAACUCUGUGUGGGAAGCCAUACUUAAUGGACAAAUGUCUAAGAAAAGUCUUCUGUUUGUCAGUUUGGUUUUAAAUAUUGUACUGUUGUGUACUCUGUGCUGUAUGUUUUCUGAUAUGUUGUCGGGAUUUGAUUCGUCCUUCACACACUAACUUAUUUGUGUUCCCAUCAUUGGUUUGUCACUGUACUACAGAGUCUUAACUCGAAAUGUAUUAAAAAUCGAUUUGUAGUUUUCAA
This is a messenger RNA of Gadus morhua (Atlantic cod), 2076 nucleotides long. RefSeq names its product nuclear factor, interleukin 3 regulated, member 6 (gene nfil3-6). Gene Ontology annotation, cellular component: nucleus. The record is from RefSeq and is a predicted model, not a curated record. Gene Ontology annotation, molecular function: DNA binding; DNA-binding transcription factor activity. The transcript is spliced from 2 exons. Gene Ontology annotation, biological process: circadian rhythm; regulation of DNA-templated transcription. Lineage: Eukaryota; Metazoa; Chordata; Actinopteri; Gadiformes; Gadidae. Bases 582 to 1754 code for a protein of 390 amino acids.